This is a messenger RNA of Metarhizium acridum CQMa 102, 1572 nucleotides long. The record is from RefSeq and is a predicted model, not a curated record. NCBI's taxonomy places the organism in Eukaryota, Fungi, Ascomycota, Sordariomycetes, Hypocreales, Clavicipitaceae.
AUGCUUCUGUCGCAAAUACACACAAGGCAAAUUGUCAUCAUUGGCAGCCAUGGUAAUGGCGCCCGUACCACGGACAAAGCCGCUGCCACUGGCAAUAUGACAUGUCCGGAGCGUAUUGUUGUAUUGCCCAAAGUCGAGGAAUCCCCGGCGGCAAAGGUCAUCUGUCUGUACCCCCUACACACCACACAGUACGCAGCGUCGUAUGCCGUUCAAAAUCCACACCGCGAAAAGACCUUGUCCAGCCUGUCCAGCAAACCGUAUCACACCCCAUGCCAGUAUUCGCAACCACGUACGGAGCGUGUGCCCCCACGCUCAUCCGGUGCCGGAGCGGGGGAACACCGAUCAAUUGAUAGUUCAACCCAAAAAGCGAAAACGAACCAUCUCUCCAUUGUCCAACCUCAGCCAUCACCCAACCACAUCACGCACCCAACACCAAGGAUGGGCAAAAUAGCCAGGAUUGAAUAUUUCCGCGUGCCCCCACGAUGGCUCUUUGUCAAAAUCACCGACCAAAACAACAACACCGGCUGGGGCGAAGCCUCCCUCGAGGGCCACACGCAGUCCGUGGAAGGAUGCCUCGACGCAUGGCGCGAGCAAUACACCGGCCUCGAGGCAGAACUCUCGCCAUCUACAACCACUAACCCCCCUCCAUCCACAGCCCGCAAGCUCAAUGUCCCCAUCUACCAGCUCCUCGGGGGCAAGCUACGCUCCAAGGUAAAAGUAUACGCGUGGAUAGGCGGCGACCGGCCGUCCGACGUCGAGCAAGCCGCCCUCGCCCGCAAAGCCCAGGGCUUCACGGCCGUCAAAAUGAACGCCACCGAGGACCUGGCCUGGCUGGACUCCCCCGCCGAGCUGACGAGCUGCGUAGAGCGCGUCAAGGCCGUCAAGGCCCACGGCCUCGAUGUCGGCGUCGACUUCCACGGCCGGCUGCACCGCCCCAUGGCGAAACAGCUCGCCGCGCUGCUGGCGCCCCUGCAGCCGCUCUUCGUCGAGGAGCCCCUGCUCUCGGAGCACGUCGAGGCCGUCCGGACGCUCGCGGGCCAGGUCGCCGUGCCCGUCGCGCUCGGCGAGCGCCUCCACAGCAGGUGGGAUGCGAAGCCCUUCCUCGAGGCGUCGUGCGUCGACAUCCUGCAGCCCGACAUCUGCCACGUGGGCGGCAUCUCGGAGCUUCGCCGCAUGGCCGCCAUGGCCGAGGCCUACGACGUGCCCAUUGCGCCGCACUGCCCGCUGGGGCCCAUCGCCCUGGCUGCGAACCUGCAGGUUGCUGCGGCCACGCCCAACUUUGCCAUCCAGGAGAUGAGCCUGGGCAUACAUUACAAUGUGGGCGGCUACGAUUUGCUGAGCUACAUCACGAACCCCGACAUUUGGGACGUCAAGGAUGGCUAUGUGGAGUUGAUGGACGGGCCGGGGCUGGGCAUCAGUGUGAAUGAGGAUCUGGUAAGGGAGGCCAGUAAAGGUGCCGAGGCAUGGGUUAGUCCUGGCUUUGUUGGCCCGGGUGACGAGGUUCGGUUCGAUUCCUCACAUUGCUACGUAUUGGUAUCUUCGUCAAGGGCAACAACAAAAACCUCGAACUAA